Molecule: messenger RNA, 4764 nt
Organism: Aspergillus clavatus NRRL 1
Lineage: Eukaryota; Fungi; Ascomycota; Eurotiomycetes; Eurotiales; Aspergillaceae
Product: pentafunctional protein ARO1
Exons: 2
Coding region: 1-4764 (1587 amino acids)
Biological process (GO): chorismate biosynthetic process; aromatic amino acid biosynthetic process
Cellular component (GO): cytoplasm
Molecular function (GO): 3-dehydroquinate dehydratase activity; shikimate kinase activity; 3-dehydroquinate synthase activity
Source: RefSeq, a predicted model, not a curated record
AUGAUCGAACCUACGAAAAUCAGCAUUCUGGGUCAGGAGAGUAUAGUCGCUGAUUUCGGGCUUUGGCGCAACUAUGUCGCUAAAGACCUGAUCAGCGGCUGUCCUUCGACAACCUACGUCCUGAUCACCGACACAAACAUCGGGUCGAUCUACACACCUAGCUUCCAGAAGUCCUUCGAAGAGGCUGCCGCCGCGGUCACCCCUUCGCCCCGCUUGUUGACCUACUAUGCUCCCCCUGGAGAGGUCUCGAAGUCGAGACAGACCAAGGCGGAUAUUGAGGACUGGAUGUUGAGUCAGAGCCCGCCAUGUGGUCGAGAUACAGUGAUCAUUGCUCUCGGUGGAGGUGUCAUUGGAGACCUGACGGGAUUCGUUGCAGCGACCUACAUGCGCGGCGUUCGCUUCGUGCAAGUGCCCACGACGCUUCUGGCUAUGGUGGACUCUUCGAUUGGUGGAAAGACGGCCAUCGACACUCCUUUGGGCAAGAACUUGAUUGGCGCAAUCUGGCAGCCAGCGAGGAUCUAUAUCGAUUUGGAGUUCCUGGAGACUCUCCCCGUGAGGGAGUUUAUCAACGGUAUGGCCGAGGUGAUCAAGACGGCAGCCAUCUCCAGCGAAGAGGAAUUCACCGCCCUCGAGGACAACGCGGAGACGAUUCUGGCCGCUGUUCGCCGUGAGGUCAAGCCUGGUCAGCGGCGAUUUGAUGGUAUUGAGCAAAUUCUGAAGGCGAGAAUCCUCGCAUCGGCGCGCCACAAGGCCUUCGUUGUCUCGGAGGAUGAGCGUGAAGGAGGUCUUCGUAAUCUCCUGAACUGGGGUCAUUCGAUCGGCCAUGCCAUCGAAGCUAUCUUGACUCCCCAGAUCCUCCACGGAGAGUGCGUUGCAAUCGGUAUGGUCAAGGAAGCCGAAUUGGCGCGUCACCUUGGUGUCUUAAAGGGCGUGGCCGUAGCUCGAAUUGUCAAGUGUAUUGCCGCUUAUGGACUGCCGACCUCCCUCAAGGACGCUCGGAUUCGCAAGCUGACCGCCGGCAAGCACUGCUCUGUCGACCAGCUCCUCUUCAAUAUGGCACUGGACAAGAAGAACGACGGCCCCAAGAAGAAGGUCGUCCUUCUCUCGGCUAUCGGUCGCACUUAUGAACCUCGCGCCAGUGUCGUGGCAAAUGAAGAUAUUGGGGUGGUCCUUGCUCCCAGUAUUGAAGUGUUCCCCGGCGUCUCGCCGAAGUCAACCGUCAUCUGUGCGCCCCCGGGUUCCAAGAGUAUCUCCAACCGUGCUCUGGUUCUCGCCGCUCUCGGUUCAGGUACUUGCCGCAUCAAGAACUUGUUGCACUCUGACGAUACCGAGGUCAUGCUGAACGCCUUGGAGCGUAUCGGCGCCGCUACCUUUUCCUGGGAAGAGGAAGGGGAAGUCCUCGUUGUGAAUGGCAAGGGAGGAGCUCUUCAGGCCCAUCCCUCAGAGCUGUAUCUGGGCAAUGCUGGUACCGCCUCGCGUUUCUUGACCACCGUUGCAACGCUUGCCACUCCCAGCAAUGUCGACUUCAGCAUUCUCACUGGCAACAACCGCAUGAAGCAAAGACCUAUCGGUGAUUUAGUGGAAGCUUUGAUCGCCAACGGUGCGCAGGUUGAAUAUAUGGAGAGCAAAGGCAGUCUGCCCCUCAAAAUCGCCGCUUCGGGUGGCUUCACUGGUGGUCAGAUCAACCUCGCAGCCAAGGUGUCCUCUCAAUAUGUAUCAUCGUUGCUCAUGUGCGCUCCCUACGCUAAGGAGCCCGUGACGUUGAAGCUCGUGGGCGGCAAGCCCAUCUCGCAGCCCUACAUCGACAUGACCACGGCCAUGAUGAGAUCCUUUGGCAUUGACGUGCAAAAGUCUACGACUGAGGAGCACACCUACCACAUCCCCCAAGGACGCUACACAAACCCUGCGGAGUAUGUUGUGGAGAGCGACGCCAGCUCUGCCACCUAUCCUUUGGCAAUUGCGGCCGUCACCGGUACUACCUGUACCGUCCCGAACAUUGGUUCCAAGUCGCUCCAAGGCGAUGCACGCUUCGCCGUUGAUGUUCUGAGGCCCAUGGGCUGCACUGUGGAACAAACCGACACGUCGACCACCGUCACCGGGCCUGCAGACGGAGUCUUGCGGCCCUUGCCCAAUGUGGAUAUGGAACCCAUGACUGAUGCGUUCCUGGGCGCGUCGGUUCUUGCGGCUAUUGCUCGGGGCGAGGGUUCGAACCAUACUACUCGCAUUUACGGCAUUGCCAACCAGCGUGUCAAGGAAUGCAACCGGAUCAAGGCUAUGCAUGACGAGCUUGCCAAAUUUGGUGUUGUUUGUCGCGAACACGAGGAUGGCCUCGAAAUCGACGGCAUCGAUCGCGCAAACCUCCGACAGCCGGCUGGCGGUGUGUUCUGCUACGACGAUCACCGUGUUGCCUUCAGCUUCAGCGUCCUCUCGCUCGUGGCGCCUAAGCCUACCCUGAUUCUGGAGAAGGAGUGUGUGGGUAAGACAUGGCCCGGCUGGUGGGAUACCCUACGUCUGAAGUUCGCCGUCAAGCUCGAGGGCAGAGAGCUGAAAGAGGCCGAGUCUCCAGUACUCACCAGUGCUGAAAAGGCUAGCGCCUCGGUUUUCAUCAUUGGAAUGCGUGGUGCCGGCAAGACCACCAGCGGCCAUUGGGUUGCCUCUACCCUCAACCGCCCUUUCAUUGACCUCGACGACGAGCUCGAACGCAUCGAGGGCAUGACCAUUCCGGACAUUAUCAAGGAGCGCGGCUGGCAGGGAUUCAGAGAUGCCGAGCUUAGUCUCCUCCAGCGAACAAUGAAGGAGCGACCCACCGGUCAUGUCUUCGCAUGCGGUGGUGGUGUUGUGGAGGUUCCUGAGGCCAGAAAGUUGCUCAUCAACUGGCAUAAGUCGAAGGGCAAUGUGCUCCUCAUCAUGCGUGAUAUCAAGCAGGUGAUGGAUUUCUUGAACAUCGACAAGACCCGCCCGGCCUACGUGGAGGACAUGAUGGGUGUGUGGCUGCGCCGCAAGCCCUGGUUCCAGGAGUGCAGCAACAUCCAGUACUAUAGCCAGCACGCGAGCUCGGGACUUACACGGGCCUCGGAAGACUUUGCGCGCUUCGUUAAGAUUGUCACUGGACAAGUGGACAGUCUCGGCGCCAUCAAGAAGAAGCAGCAUUCAUUCUUUGUGUCUCUGACACUACCUGAUUUGCGUCCUGCGGGUGAUAUUCUGGAGCAAGCAUGUGUGGGCUCGGAUGCUGUGGAACUCCGUGUCGACCUGCUGAAGGACCCAUCCUCCUCGAACGGCAUCCCGUCCGUGGAUUAUGUUGCUGAGCAGAUGUCUUUCCUCCGCAGCCACACCACUCUGCCGCUGAUCUUCACCAUCCGGACCAAGAGCCAGGGAGGUUUCUUCCCCGAUGAGGCUCAUGAGGAAGCAAUGCAACUGUACCAGCUUGCCUUCCGGUCCGGGUGCGAAUUUGUGGAUCUUGAGAUCGCUUUCCCCGAUGAGUUGCUGCGCACCGUGAGCGAGAUGAAGGGCUACUCCAAGAUCAUCGCCUCGCACCACGACCCCAAGGGCGAGCUCUCAUGGGCGAAUAUGUCCUGGAUGAAGUACUACAACCGGGCGCUCGAGUACGGCGACGUGAUCAAGCUGGUGGGCGUGGCCACAAAGCUUGACGACAAUACCGCGCUCCGCAAAUUCAAGAGCUGGGCCGAAGAAGCACACGACGUGCCUCUGAUUGCGAUCAACAUGGGCGACAACGGGCAGCUGAGCCGCAUUUUGAACGGUUUCAUGACGCCGGUGUCGCAUCCCGCUCUUCCGUUCAAGGCUGCGCCUGGCCAGCUCUCCGCGACCGAGAUCUGCAAGGGUCUGUCGCUGAUGGGCCAGAUCAAGAAGAAGCGGUUCGCGCUGUUCGGCACUCCCAUCUCCGAGUCCCGCUCGCCAGCCCUUCACAACUCUCUUUUUGCCGAGCUGGGUCUGCCUCAUGAGUACACCCGUCUUGAGACUGCCAACGCGGAGGACGUCAAGGAGUUUAUCCGCGCUCCUGAUUUUGGCGGAGCGUCCGUUACGAUCCCCCUGAAGCUGGACAUCAUGCCGCUUCUCGACGAGAUCGCCCCGGAGGCCGAGAUCAUCGGCGCCGUCAACACGAUUGUCCCUGUUUCCGACGGAGAGGGCAAGCCGCAACGGCUGGUCGGCCACAACACCGACUGGCAGGGGAUGGUCCAGUGCCUCCGCAAUGCCGGCGCGUACGGAUCCAACGGCGAUGCCAGCGCUCUCGUUGUGGGCGGCGGCGGCACCUGCCGGGCGGGGAUCUACGCUCUGCACCAGAUGGGAUACUCGCCCAUCUACAUCGUGGGCCGCAACCUCGGCAAGCUGCAGGCCAUGGCGUCGACGUUCCCGAGCAGCUACAACAUCCGCAUCCUCGAGGGCAAUGAGACGCUGGAGCACGUCCCGCACGUCGCGAUUGGCACGAUCCCCGGAGACCAACCGAUCGAUCCCGGGAUGCGCGAGAUCCUGUGCCACAUGUUUGCGCGGGCGGAGGAGGCGGACGCGGACGCCGUGCGGUCGAUCGAGGGCUCGCCUCGCGUGCUGCUGGAGAUGGCGUACAAGCCGCCCGUAACGGCGCUGAUGCAGCUGGCGACGGAUGCGGGGUGGACCACGAUUCCCGGAUUGGAGGUACUAGUUGGGCAGGGAUUCUACCAGGGGGGGAUUACACAGUUCCAACACUGGACGGGCAUUCGGCCUCUCUAUGAACAUGCGCGGGACGCUGUCCUGGGCACCAAGGCCGACUAA